AUGAGUUCGUCAAAACAAGUGAAGAGUGGGGUUGGCCAAUUGCCCAAAAGUGUAAAGGUUCGCUCUACGUGCAAUGCUUGUCAGCAGGCCAAAAUCCGUUGCAGCCAUGAGAAGCCUUCUUGUCGUCGCUGCCAGAGACACAAGAUUGAGUGUAUCUACAGUGUGUCGCGGCGAUUGGGUCGUCCGGCAAAAAAGAAAGAUUGCCGGAUAGAGGUCAAAGGGCAAGGGAGCAGUCUUUCGCCGGAGACACUCGAGGAUCUAGAAUUUGAACGAGCGGCCCGCAGAACGUCACGAAAAAAGGGUAUUCGGUCAGGUUCAGGAACGGCGAUACGGCCUCGAGGUGCAAGAACAAAAUUCACUCCAGAAGAACAAUUUUCGACUCCGACGCUGCCAGAUAAUGUCAAUGAGCCCGGGAUGUCCAUUCAUCUCCAUGAAAUGAAUGCGUCAACCUGCCACCCAGCAUUUGAAACGGACUUUACGUCUGAGAACUGGGCUCAACAGCUCAUGUCUACACGCCUGAACGAGACAUCACCUGAGGAGACCAAUGCCGAAAUCGAGCUAGAAGACACGUUCGAUACACCAUCAGAGUACAUGAGACAGUCAGCUCCAAUCCCAAUCCAGCCAUCGAGAGAUCCAUACUUCCCCUCACUCCCGCUAGGACCCGACAGUGACCUAGAAACGUUCCAAACGACCGAGAAAAUGGCAUUUCUUGAUGCCAAAGACCAUGAUACAGCUCCAUGGCCCUACAGCACCUCCGAACUAGAGAUGCAGCCCAUCCAAAACGCGUGGAUACUCGAAAGGCCACACCAACCAAUGCCGGUACUGAUAGACCCUUCAAACUCAAAUUACUGUCCACUCCAGUCUCCAGAUGCGAGUCCCGACAGUGACAUAUACUCGCCUGACGAGCCGGGUCACCUCAGCCCGCCGCCAAAUUUCAGCUGUAGCUGCUACAAGCGCGUGAUGAGUGAGCUGAUUCGAUCAGGUCUACGUGCUGAAUCGGACGGAUUUGUUAGCAUUGAUAGUAUACUCGCGUGCCAAAAUGAGCUGUUAUUACAGACUGAAGCAAUCCUGCGGUGUAGUUCUUCUCUCAACGCUGGAUACUACUACAAUAUCGGCUGGGGCAAUGGAUGA
Messenger RNA from Penicillium pulvis, 1131 nucleotides. RefSeq names its product Zn(II)2Cys6 transcription factor domain-containing protein. NCBI's taxonomy places the organism in Eukaryota, Fungi, Ascomycota, Eurotiomycetes, Eurotiales, Aspergillaceae. The transcript has 2 exons. The coding region runs from base 1 to 1131 and encodes 376 amino acids. Gene Ontology annotation, molecular function: sequence-specific DNA binding; DNA-binding transcription factor activity, RNA polymerase II-specific; zinc ion binding. The record is from RefSeq and is a predicted model, not a curated record. Gene Ontology annotation, biological process: positive regulation of transcription by RNA polymerase II. Gene Ontology annotation, cellular component: nucleus.